AUGAAUAAAUUGUUAUUAUUAGCAAUUUUUGCAAUUGUUAUAUUUAUUAUAAGAGUUGAGUCAUAUCCAACAUAUGGUGGAUCCAACUCACCAAGUUUCAGAAGAGAAGAAAGACACUCAUUUAGAGCACCAUUCCUUCAAUCAGGUACUGGUAUUUUAUAUUGGGAUCUUGAAGGUUCAGCUUUUGUAAAUGACGAUUUCAUUCGUUUAACACCAGAUCAAAAGAGUGUUUAUGGUUCAAUUUGGAAUACUGAACCAUUAGAAAGUCCAUGGUGGGAAGUUGUUUUAGAAUUCCGUAUUCAUGGUAAUGGAAGAAUUGGUGCUGAUGGUUUAGCUUUCUGGUAUAUCGACAGAAGAGAAGGUAACAAUCAAGAUACAUCAAUCUAUGGUUCUAAAAAUUUAUGGAAAGGUUUAUCUGUUGUUUUCGAUACUUUUGAUAACGAUGGUGAUGGUAAUCAUCCAUUAGUUUCAGUAUUUUAUAAUGAUGGUACUAAAUUUUAUGAAACAGCUAAAGAUGGUAGCAAUAUGAAAUUAGGUAGUUGUUCAGCUAGAUAUAGAAACGAUAGAACAAAUGCCAAAGCUAGAAUCAAGUAUUACCAAGGUAUGUUAAGCGUUCAAAUCGAUGCCAAUGGUAAUGAUCAAUUUGAAAACUGUGUUGAUAAUGUUCGUCUUGAUAUCCCAAUUCGUUAUACAUUUGGUGUUUCUGCUGCCACUGGUGGUUUAACUGAUAACCACGAUGUCUAUUCAUUCACCACUUUCAGUUUAGAUUCAAAUGGCUUCAAUAAAAAUACAAUGAACUAUAACAAUGCUCAAUUUGAAAGAGAAAAGCAAGAAAGAGAAAGACAAGAGCAACAAGAUAGAGAAAGACAACAACAACAACAAAAUCAACAACAACAAAAUCAACAACAACAAGAAAAUCAACAACAACAACAACAACAACAACAAAAUCAACAACAAAAUCAACAACAAAACCAAGAAUAUAAUUCACAACAAGAAUUUAUUAAUACUUUAAAUGAAUAUACUAGACAACAAACCGAAAACCUAAUCCAAAACCAAAAUCAACAACAACAACAACAAAACCAACAACAACAACAACAACACAAUAGUAUCCAAGAAGAAAUUAAAAACUUAUCAGAAAAGGAACAAGUUGCAUUUUUAGGUAAAAAGAUUGAUGGUUUAAGUGAUGCCAUUCUUCAAUUACAUGUUGUUUUAGAUGACCCAGAAUACAAAAAGAGUUUUGAUGGUUUAAGAGAUCAAGUUAACGAUAUUAGCCAAGCUAUGAUUUCAUUAUUAAAAAGCUCUGCCCAAAACAAAGAUCUUGAAUCAAUUAAAACUCAACAAUCUCAAUUUGUUAAAGAUUUCUAUGAAUUCAAAGCAAAUAUGCAAGAUCUUAAAGCCUCCCUUAACAACAGAUUCAAUAAUCAAGAUAACGAAGUCACCAAAAAUAUUGAAAGAUUAAACCAAAAUGUAAACUCUUUCAAAGGUAUGGUUGAAUCAAACUCUAGAGAUAUCCAAAAAAUCUCAUCAAUUCUCAGUAACAACGCCGAUCAAAUCACCUCAACCAUUCAAAAACACAGCGGUACCUUUGGUUUCUGGACUUAUUUCUUAUUUGUCCAAGCUAUCUUUAUCUUUGGUUUUGUAUUUUGGAGAAAAUAUAAAGAUGAUAACAAUAAAAAAUUAAUCUAA
This is a messenger RNA of Dictyostelium purpureum, 1686 nucleotides long. RefSeq lists its product as uncharacterized. The record is from RefSeq and is a predicted model, not a curated record. The coding region runs from base 1 to 1686 and encodes 561 amino acids. Gene Ontology annotation, cellular component: endoplasmic reticulum-Golgi intermediate compartment; endoplasmic reticulum membrane; COPII-coated ER to Golgi transport vesicle. Lineage: Eukaryota; Evosea; Eumycetozoa; Dictyosteliales; Dictyosteliaceae. Gene Ontology annotation, biological process: endoplasmic reticulum organization; Golgi organization; endoplasmic reticulum to Golgi vesicle-mediated transport. Gene Ontology annotation, molecular function: D-mannose binding. The transcript is spliced from 2 exons.